AUGGACAACACCACGUGGGUGACCAACAACAUGAAAUGGUUAGAUUUCAUUCUGGUGGGAUUCUUCAGCCAAUCCAAGCACCCAUUUCUGCUUUGUGUGGUCAUUUUUGUGGUUUUCCUGAUGACCUUGUUUGGAAACACCAUCCUGAUCCUUCUGGUAUACUCUCAAGCCCACCUCCGCACCCCCAUGUACUUUUUCAUCAGUCAACUGUCUCUCAUGGACAUGAUGCACAUUUCUGUCACUGUGCCCAAGAUACUGAUGGACCAGGUCAUGGGUGUGAAUAAGAUCUCAGCCCUUGAAUGUGGGAUGCAAAUGUUUCUCUAUCUGUCUCUAGUAGGUUCAGAAUGUUUCCUUCCAGCUGCCAUGGCCUAUGACCAUUAUGUGGCCAUCUGCCAUCCACUGCAUUAUCCUAUUCUCAUGAACCACAAGGUGUGUCUCCUCUUGGUGUCUGGCUGCUGGUUCCUAGGAUCAGUGGAUGGCUUCAUGCUCUCACCUGUCACCAUGACCUUCCCCUUCUGCAUAUCCCAGGAGAUCCAUCAUUUCUUCUGUGAGGUCCCUGCUUUAAUGAAGCUCUCCUGCUCAGACACCUCUCUCUAUUAGAUGCUCAUGUACCUGUGCUGUGUACUCAUGCUCCUCAUCCCAGUGAUAGUCAUUUCAAGCUCCUAUACUUUUAUCCUCCUCACCAUCCACAGGAUGAACUUAGCAGAGGAGUGGAAGAAGGCCUUAAACACUUGUUCUUCCCAUAUGAUGGUGAUCACCCUCUUUUAUGGGACUUCCAUCUACAACUACAUGCUCCCCAGCUCCUACCACACACCUGAGAAGGAUAUGGUUGUAUCUGUAUUUUACACCAUAAUCACUCCUGUUCUAAACCCUUUAAUCUAUAGUAUUAGGAAUAAGGAUGUCACAGGAGCUCUAAAGAAAAUGUUGAGUGUGGGAUCUGUCUUUCAAGAAACUAUCAAGUAG
Molecule: messenger RNA, 963 nt
Organism: Equus quagga
Lineage: Eukaryota; Metazoa; Chordata; Mammalia; Perissodactyla; Equidae
Product: olfactory receptor 2T29-like
Exons: 1
Biological process (GO): G protein-coupled receptor signaling pathway
Cellular component (GO): membrane
Molecular function (GO): G protein-coupled receptor activity; olfactory receptor activity
Source: RefSeq, a predicted model, not a curated record